Vollenhovia emeryi is the source of this 1343-nucleotide messenger RNA. Its product is annotated as putative nuclease HARBI1. NCBI's taxonomy places the organism in Eukaryota, Metazoa, Arthropoda, Insecta, Hymenoptera, Formicidae. The record is from RefSeq and is a predicted model, not a curated record. The transcript is spliced from 5 exons. The coding region runs from base 150 to 1298 and encodes 382 amino acids.
AUUAAAAAAUGUAUUCUUGAACCAAAAUACGUAUGCGCACGGUUGCGUAUUCGCAAAUUUUCGCUCACAAUGCAACGAGUGGGUACUAGGCACUCGCAGCUGUAAUAAGCAUUCGCAUAUAUCCGAUAAAAAAUACAUUUGUCAAAGAAAUGGAUUUAAUAAAUCAAGCUAUCGUAUUAGAGGCUGAAUUAGUGGUUGCAGAAGUUGCUGCGAAACGAAAUUCUCGUAGAAUUUUUCAUGAAAGUGAUCCCUUUGAACUAAGUGAUAAAAAGUUUAUGAAAAUGUUUAGGUUAUCAAAAAAUUUAGUUAACGAAUUCAUUGAUGACGUUCAACCUUUUAUGCAACAACAAUCAAGGAAAUCUUCCUUAAGUAUACAAAGAAGGAUAUUCUCUGCAUUACGUUUUUUUGCAAGCGGUAGUUACCAAAUGGAUAUAGGUAAUAAUGUGGAUAUUGCUGUUAGCCAAUCUUCAAUAUCAAGAAGUAUUCAUGAAGUAAUUAAUGCUGCUAAUCAACCUAACGUUAUAAAUAAGUGGAUACGAUUUCCUCGUACUAAAACAGAACUUUAUUAUCUGCGUAAUGGAUUUUACCGACACCACAGAUUUCCAGGUGUUUAUGGGUGUAUUGAUUGUACACAUAUUGCAAUAUUCCCUCCUAAAAUUAAUGAUGAGGUACAUCCAGAGCAUGGAUAUAUUAAUCGUAAAGGAUACCACUCAAUAAAUGUUCAGUUAAUAUGUGAUUACCGAUUAAGAAUCAUAAAUGUAAAUGCACGAUUUCCAGGAAGCUCACAUGAUGUAUAUAUUUGGAAUAAUUCAAAUGCUAGACAACUAGCCGAACAAAUAUAUGCAAGAUAUGGAAGAGAUACAUUCUGUUUGCUCGGUGAUUCAGGAUACCCUUUACGACCAUGGCUGUUAACGCCUAUUACUAACGCACAACCAAUGACCCCAGAGGGUCGAUAUAAUGAACGACAAAUGUCUUGCCGUUCGUUAAUUGAAAGGUGUAACGGCCUUUUAAAAAUGAGAUUCCGUUGUUGCUUAAAGCAUCGAGUGUUACAUUAUUCUCCAAUUAUAGCAUCUAAAAUAAUCAACACUUGUGUCAUUCUCCACAAUAUGUGCAUUGCACAUAAUAUUCCAGACCCAUUACCGGAAGAGGGAGACGAUGCAUUAGACUUUGGAAUGUAUAAUGACAAUAUUCCAGAAAAUGAUAAUAUUCCAGAAAUAAGAAAUGCACGUAGAGUUAAUCCGGAUUUAGCAGCUGGCCGAUUAAUACAAAAUAAAAUAGUUAGAAAUUAUUUUACUUGAACUAUAAUUGUAUUCUAAUACACUCGUCAACAUUUUAUAAUUAUC